CCUGCUCCCUCCAGCCGUCAGCUGACUUGGAGGGCCGGAGGUGGCGGCGGCGGCGGCGGCGGCUGCGGCGGUGGCGCCGGCCCGCGUCGAGGCUCGCGGGCGGCGGGCCCCGGUGAGUGCACACCCGGCGCGCGGCAGGGCUCCCGGAUGUGUCAACUUGUCCCGCUGCAGCGAAGAUGCCGGGGGAGCGGGGUCUUCCACACCCCCUCUGUGAGUGUGUGACUUGUGCAUCAUGAACAAUUUUGCCGAGGGAGAUUUCACUGUGGCAGAUUGUGCCUUGUUAGAAGAUUGCCCUUACGUGGACGUGGAUGAUUGUGUGUUUGCUGCUGAAUUUAUGACCGAUGAUUAUGUUCGUGUGACUCAGCUUUACUGUGAUGGGGUGGGUAUGCAAUAUAAAGAUUAUGCUCAAAGUGAGAGAAAUUUAGAAUUUGACAUCUGCAAUAUAUGGUGUAACAAACCAGUUUCUGUCCUACGAGAUUAUUGUGAUGCCAUCAAAAUAAAUAUCUUCUGGCCACUUCUGUUUCAACAUCAGAACAGUUCUGUAAUUUCACGAUUGCAUCCCUGUGUGGACGCCAACAAUUCACGUGCUUCUGAGAUAAAUUUGAAGAAAUUACAACAUCUUGAGUUGAUGGAAGAUAUUGUGGAUUUGGCAAAGAAAGUUGCUAAUGAUUCAUUCCUUAUUGGAGGCUUAUUGAGAAUUGGUUAUAAAAUAGAAAAUAAAAUCUUGGUAAUGGAAGAAGCUCUGAAUUGGAUAAAAUAUGCAGGAGAUGUAACAAUCCUAACUAAAUUAGGAUCAAUUGACAAUUGUUGGCCUAUGUUAAGUAUUUUCUUUACUGAAUACAAGUACCACAUAAUUAAAAUUGUAGUAGAAGACUGCAAUUUGCUUGAAGAACUUAAAACCCAAAGUUGUAUGGAUUGUAUAGAGCAAGGAGAACUAAUGAAAAUGAAAGGAAAUGAAGAGUUUUCCAAAGAAAGAUUUGAUAUAGCUAUUAUCUAUUACACCAGAGCCAUUGAAUAUAGACCUGACAACCACCUUCUUUAUGGUAACCGAGCUCUUUGUUUUCUUCGUACUGGACAGUAUAGAAAUGCCCUCAGUGAUGGAAAGAGAGCCAUUAUUCUGAAGAGCACUUGGCCAAAGGGUCAUUAUCGUUAUUGUGAUGCUCUUUCUAUGCUGGGGGAAUAUGACUGGGCCCUGCAAGCAAACAUUAAAGCUCAAAAACUCUGUAAAAAUGACCCUGAGGGAAUCAAGGAUCUAAUUCAGCAGCAUGUAAAGUUACAAAAACAAAUAGAAGACCUGCAAGGUCGAACAGCAAAUAAGAAUCCAAUUAAAGCCUUUUACGAAAACAGAGCCUAUAUACCUAGGAGUUUAUCAGGACGUAUAUUUAGUACUUCACUUAACUUUGUGGAGAAGGAAAGAGAUUUCAGAAAAAUUAAUCACAAAAUGGCAAACGGUGGUAAUCAGAAUCCAAAGGUGGUGGAUGAGGCAAUGAAGGUAGAUGAUUGUGACUGUCAUCCUGAAUUUUCACCACCACCAAGUCAGCCUCCAAAACAUAAAGGAAAACAAAAGUCUCGAAACAAUGAAUCAGAGAAGUUCAGUUGUAGUUCACAAUUGACUUUACCAGCAGAUUUGAAGAACAUCUUGGAGAAACAGUUUUCUAAAUCUUCCAGAGCUGCACACCAGGAUUUUGCUAAUAUAAUGAAAAUGCUGAGAAGCUUAAUUCAAGAUGGCUAUACAGCUUUAUUGGAGCAGCGAUGCCGCAGUGCUGCACAGGCCUUUACAGAGUUACUGAAUGGUUUAGAUCCUCAAAAAAUAAAGCAACUGAACCUGGCCAUGAUUAACUAUGUCUUGGUUGUCUAUGGACUUGCCGUUUCUCUCCUUGGAAUAGGGCAGCCUGAGGAAUUAUCUGAAGCUGAAAACCAGUUUAAGAGGAUUAUUGAACACUACCCCAAUGAGGGACUUGACUGCCUGGCCUACUGUGGAAUUGGAAAAGUAUAUUUGAAAAAAAACAGAUUUCUAGAAGCUCUCAAUCACUUUGAGAAAGCAAGAACCUUGAUUUAUCGUCUUCCUGGAGUGUUAACUUGGCCCACAAGUAAUGUGAUUAUUGAAGAGUCUCAGCCAGAAAAAAUAAAGAUGCUGUUAGAGAAAUUUGUUGAAGAAUGCAAGUUCCCUCCAGUGCCAGAUGCCAUUUGUUGCUAUCAGAAGUGCCAUGGAUAUUCUAAGAUCCAGAUUUACAUAACUGAUCCAGACUUUAAGGGUUUUAUUCGAAUCAGCUGUUGCCAGUACUGUAAAAUAGAAUUUCACAUCAAUUGCUGGAAGAAGUUAAAAACUACAACCUUUAAUGACAAAAUUGACAAGGAUUUUCUUCAAGGAAUAUGUCUUACCCCUGACUGUGAAGGUAUCAUUUCUAAGAUUAUCAUCUUCAGCAGUGGUGGUCAAGUUAAAUGUGAAUUUGAACACAAGGUCAUAAAAGAAAAGGUUCCUCCAAGACCUAUUCUGAAACAGAAAUGUUCUAGCCUAGAGAAACUAAGACUGAAAGAAGACAAAAAAUUGAAGAGAAAGAUCCAAAAGCAAGAAGCAAAAAAAUUAGCACAAGAAAGAAUGGAGGAGGACUUAAGAGAAAGUAAUCCACCCAAAAACGAAGAGCAGAAAGAAACUGUAGACAAUGUUCAGCACUGUCAGUUCAUUGAUGACAGAAUUCUACAGUGUAUAAAGCAGUAUGCAGACAAGAUUAAAUCCGGCAUACGGAAUACAGCCACGCUUCUCAAAGAAUUGCUUUCUUGGAAAGUUUUGAGCACAGAAGACUAUACAACCUGUUUUUCUAGCAGAAAUUUUCUAAAUGAAGCAGUAGACUAUGUUAUUCGUCACUUGAUUCAAGAAAAGAACAGAGUAAAGACAAGGAUAUUUCUGCAUGUUUUAAGUGAGCUUAAAGAAGUGGAGCCCAAAUUAGCCACCUGGAUCCAAAAACUUAAUAGCUUUGGCUUAGAUGCCACAGGACCUUUCUUUUCUCGUUAUGGAGCAUCUCUUAAACAGCUUGAUUUUAGCAUCAUGACUUUCCUCUGGAAUGAGAAAUAUGGUCAUAAACUAGCCUCUAUUGAAGGAAAGAAACUUGAUUAUUUCUAUGAGCCAACGUCAUUGAAGGAAGCCCGUUGUUUAAUAUGGUUGCUGGAAGAACACAGAGACAAGUUCCCAGCAUUGCAUAGUGCAUUAGAUGAGUUCUUUGAUAUAAUGGACAGCCGCUGUACUGUGUUAAGGAAACAAGACAGUGGUGAAGCACCGUUUAGUUCUACCAAGGUGAAAAACAAAGGCAAGAAAAAGAAGCCAAAGGAUUCAAAGCCUAUGUUAGUUGGGUCUGGAACAACUUCAGUAACUUCAAAUAAUGAGAUCAUCACUUCGAGCGAAGACCAUAACAAUCGAAAUUCAGAUUCUGCAGGCCCAUUUGCAGUGCCUGACCAUCUUCGACAAGACGUAGAAGAAUUUGAAGCUCUCUAUGACCAACACAGUAAUGAAUAUGUUGUCCGCAAUAAGAAGCUUUGGGACAUUAACCCAAAACAAAAAUGUUCGACUCUAUAUGAUUACUUCUCUCAGUUGUUGGAGGAACAUGGUCCCUUGGACAUGAGUAACAAGAUGUUCUCUGAAGAAUAUGAGUUUUUCCCAGAAGAAACUCGACAGAUACUAGAAAAAGCAGGAGGCUUAAAAUCUUUCCUCUUGGGAUGUCCUCGUUUUGUGGUGAUCGACAACUGUAUUGCAUUGAAGAAAGUUGCGUUACGGCUCAAGAAAAAAAGAAAGAAGAAAAACAUUAAAACAAAAGUAGAAGAAAUUUCAAAAACAGGAGAGUAUUUACGAGUUAGACUACCACUGAAUCCAGCUGCUAGGGAAUUUAAACCAGAUGUAAAAUCUAAACCAGUGUCCGAUACAGCUUCAGCAACAGCUUCUGAGGCUGUGAAACCCAAACCUGUGUCUGCAAAUUCUCCCAAACCAGCUUGUGAAGAUGUGAAGCCCAAACCGGUAUCCAAUAAUUCUUCUAGACAAGUUUCUGAGGAUGGGAAACCCAAAGGGGUCUCUUCUAAUUCUCCCAAACCAGUCUCUGAGGAUGCAAAUUACAAGCGACUCUCCUCUAAUUCUCCCAAACCGCUUCUUGAGGAUAUGAAACCAACUUAUUGGGCACAAUCCCAUUUGGUCACAGGAUACUGUACGUAUCUUCCUUUCCAGGGAUUUGACAUCACCCAGACACCGCCAGCAUACAUAAACGUGUUACCAGGUUUGCCCCAGUACACCAGCAUAUAUACACCCUUGGCCAGCCUUCCUCCUGAAUAUCCGCUGCCAAGAUCAAUACCAGUGGUGCCGUCUUUUGUAGCCAAUGACAGAGCAGAUAAAAAUGCUGCUGCCUAUUUUGAGGGUCAUCAUUUGAAUGCUGAGAAUGCUGCUCGUCACCAGAUUGCCUCCGAAACACAGAUCCUUGACGCCUCUUCGGGAAUAUCUGUAAAGUCACAGUGCAGCACAGGUGAUGCUGAUACAGUCCUGAGUGAGUCUAACAGAAAUGAUGGGCACUGUGGCAAUUCUAACAACAAAUUUGAAGUCCUUCCAGAAAACACCAGCACAGUAACAAAUAUUCCACACAUGCAGAUGGUUGCCAUACAGGUAUCCUGGAACAUAGCACACAAAGAAGUCAAUACUGAGCCAUAUAACCCUUUUGAGGAACAUCAAGGAGAAAUUUCACGGAUUGAAAAGGAGUACCAAGUAUUACAAGAGCAGCUUAAAGAAGCAUAUGAAAAUUAUGAGCAGAUAAAACUUAAGGGCUUAGAAGAGACCAGGGACCUGGAAGAAAAGUUGAAAAGGAACUUAGAAGAAAACAAGAUCUCAAAGACGGAAUUAGAUUGGUUUCUUCAAGAUUUGGAAAGAGAAAUUAAAAAAUGGCAACAGGAAAAAAAGGAAAUACAAGAGAGACUAAAACCACUGAAGAAGAAAAUUAAAAAGAUUUCAAAUGCCAGUGAAAUGUAUGCCCAGAAAAAUGAUGGAAAGGAUAAGGAACAUGAAUUACAUCUGGAUCAGUCCCUUGAAAUCAGCAACACAUUUACAAACGAGAAAAUGAAAAUAGAAGAGUGUAUAAAGAAAGGGAAAGAAGAUUGUGAAGAGAGUCGUCAGAGAGCUGUGGCUGCAGAGGUAUCCAUCCUUGAAAACUGGAAGGAGAGUGAAGUGUAUAAGCUACAGAUCAUGGAGUCACAAGCAGAAGCCUAUCUUAAGAAGCUGAAGCAGAUUAGCCGUGAUUCUGCAGCAUAUCCUGACAUGGAGUCUGAUAGAUGUUCGUGGGAAUUGUUUCUUUCUAAUGUUACAAAAGAAAUUGAGAAAGCAAAGUCUCAAUUUGAAGAACAAAUUACGGCAAUUAAAAAUGGUUCUCGGCUCAGCGAACUUUCUAAAGUGCAGAUUUCUGAGCUUUCAUUUCCCGCCUGUAACAUGGCUCAUGCCGAGUUACUCCCCGACUCUUCAGGCGUCGAUGACCAGGGGCUUGUGACUUCUGCAAGCAACAUGACUGGAAGCCACGCAGCAGUUCACGGGGAUCCCAGUGUGUUCUCUGCCUGCGAUUCCCCAGAGGAGGCUCCUCCUGCACUUUUGCCAGGGCCACCCCCUAGUCAGCCUGAAGCCACUCAGCUGCCAGGGCCAAAAAGGGCUGGCCAGGCAGCUGUGUCAGAGCAAAGCCCUGUGGCUAAUCAGAAGCAACGUGUUCCUCCAGGACGUGCUGCACGUUCAAGCCAGUCUCCAAAAAAGCCGUUCAAUAGUAUUAUUGAGCACCUGUCAGUGGUAUUCCCAUGUUACAACAGCACCGAGCUUGCUGGUUUUAUUAAAAAAGUGCGAAGCAAAAACAAGAACUCACUCUCAGGAUUAAGUAUUGAUGAAAUUGUCCAAAGAGUGACAGAACACAUUCUGGAUGAACAGAAAAAGAAAAAGCCAAACCCAGGAAAGGACAGGAGGACAUGUGAGCUCAGCUCUGCCGCCCCUGUGACCAGGUCCUCCCAGGGCCCACCCUCGGCGAUUGUCGCACCGUCACCCAAAACCAAGGGGCAGAAAGCAGAAGAUGUCCCUUUGAGGGUUGCACCAGCUGUGAGUUCCUGUGAAAUAUGCCAUGAGGUCUUCAAAUCAAAAAAUGUGCGAGUGCUCAAAUGCGGGCACAAGUAUCACAAAGGGUGCUUUAAGCAGUGGCUUAAAGGGCAGAGCACUUGCCCGGCCUGCCGGGGUUGUGAUCUCCUGUCGGAAGAGUAGCAGCCUGCACCUUCUGGAAGAGGCUGGCCCACUGAGAAUCGGGAGCUGCCUUCCUGGGGAGUCACACUUCACUAAAGCUCAUCCACUGGCAUGUUGAAUCGAAGGAAUGACAAUUUCCUACCACUGGUGUAAAAAGCAAACAUUUGAAGACCCUUGUGCGUUGUGCGUCACAAAGCUCAAUACGUGGAAGUCGCUAACAUAGUUGAUACCGAGUAAUUUCCCCACUCUGAGUAAAUUCUUUGAUGAUGGCCAAGCAGUGGCUAAUAGAAUGAUGGCUGCCACAUUCAUGGGUCGCGGUGGGGGGGGCGGCUGCACAGAGCUCUUUGAGAUGGGUGUCUUCCUUUGGGAAGUAUCGCAAGCACCUCAAAGCAGUAUUCUAGUGAUAAGAAUUCUUAAUAUAUUCAAGCGCCCCACAUUUGUUAGUUACCCUUUUGUGUUUGAAAACCCUGUUCUAGUAGCUUGCAAGAGAGACGAUACUGACUUUUUAAAAUUUUUACAUGAGUCCGUAUUCCUGAAAAUAUGCCUACAUUUUUCCUCAAAGAGUCUGCAUUUUAAGAAUGGGAAUAAGCAAACUACAUUUUAAUAAUUUAAGUUAAUGUUAAAAUAUUGGCUGACUUAGACCAAGAUUCAAAUCUCCUCUUUGUGGAAUGCCAUGUGCUUUUCAUUUUUUAUAUUUUAUGUUCCCCCUGAUAAAUUGUUUACUUUUCAUCUUUUAUAGCUGUAAUCUGAUUUUCAAAAAUCACUUACAAAACACUUUUUAAUUAGUAUUGACUAAAAUUUGAGCCCCCUGGAGCCGAGGCUGUGUCCAUCGUCCCAGCCCCCGGUUGGAGCCUGCUGUUGGAACUCCACUGCCUCCUCAGCAGCUUCUGUUCUUUUGUGAGUCAGUCAGCAAGUGCUUGGGGGCCGCAUCUAGUUGUGCUGAGCACACAACGGGCUGUGUGUGGAAACGGCCACCGUCAUUCUCCUUCCCCACCCACCACAAAAAAAGAAGCUGUGCGUUUAGACAACCCUGAAGUGUCUGUGUUACAAUUGUCCUGUGUUUGACAUUUUGUAAAGUAAUGCAUGCAAUCUUAUAUUGUGGCCUAAGAGCAAACAUUAGAAACCAUGGAAAAAUUAGAUAUUGUUUUGUGACUUGUAGACAGUGGUAAACCUAGAACCGUGAAUUCUGGACACAUUCCAUUUCUCUCCGACACGAAGGAUCAAAAAAUGUUUUUCAGUGUGUUCUUUGUUCCACUGGAAACUUAAAGAGUAAUGAAUUUAUGAGCUGAUUUUGUCACCUUCAUCUGCCUUUGUUCACUGUGAGUUCUGAUGUCUUAGUGACUUAGUUCGUAGAAGCUCAUGCCUUAGUUUGAAACAGAUUGUCCAUGGUGGUUCCGAAAACGUUUUCUGAAUAUUCAUGAGAAUAGAGCGCUGUAGGUGUUAACGUGCAUAAGGACCAGUUUGCAGUGCAAGUACAAAAGGAGACGAGGAGCAUCUGUUGAAUGGGUGUGUUUUGUACAUAACUUCAGACACUUGUGAACAUGCCUUAUAUUUGUCCAGUAACUGUCAGAAUAAAGAACAUUCUAAAAUGAG
Messenger RNA from Saimiri boliviensis boliviensis (Bolivian squirrel monkey), 7828 nucleotides. RefSeq names its product tetratricopeptide repeat domain 3 (gene TTC3). The record is from RefSeq and is a predicted model, not a curated record. Gene Ontology annotation, biological process: ubiquitin-dependent protein catabolic process. Gene Ontology annotation, molecular function: ubiquitin-protein transferase activity; protein binding. NCBI's taxonomy places the organism in Eukaryota, Metazoa, Chordata, Mammalia, Primates, Cebidae.